Echinococcus granulosus is the source of this 318-nucleotide messenger RNA. RefSeq lists its product as hypothetical. The coding region runs from base 1 to 318 and encodes 105 amino acids. The record is from RefSeq and is a predicted model, not a curated record. Lineage: Eukaryota; Metazoa; Platyhelminthes; Cestoda; Cyclophyllidea; Taeniidae. The transcript has 2 exons.
AUGCCGGAAUUCGUCGUUCACCAUUGGGAUGAAGCCGAGGAUGGCGUUUUAUCGAGGGCAACUAUGAAGGAGAAACUUCGAAAGAUGGGCUAUUCUGCUACUCCAUAUACCUUCAGCGCUGGGAAUGUUUUCGGAACACACACUCAUGAUGCCGAAAAAAUGGAUGUCGUUGUCGACGGAGAACUUGAGUUUUGUAUGUACGGCAAAUCGAUAAUCUUGAAGUCAGGCGAUGCUCUGGAAAUUCCCAAAGGCGAACCUCACUCGGCAAAGGUUCUUGGCAAUAAGAAGCUCGAAUUCUUUGAUGCCACAAAGAUGUAA